Molecule: messenger RNA, 4004 nt
Organism: Microplitis mediator
Lineage: Eukaryota; Metazoa; Arthropoda; Insecta; Hymenoptera; Braconidae
Product: chromatin assembly factor 1 subunit A-like
Exons: 7
Coding region: 208-3252 (1014 amino acids)
Biological process (GO): nucleosome assembly
Cellular component (GO): nucleus; CAF-1 complex
Source: RefSeq, a predicted model, not a curated record
CCCCACUCCAGGUAAUUUUCCCGCGGAUUUUAUUACAAAGACCGAGUGUUCGCGAAUUUAAUUACUCUGUCAAUCGGCUAUUAAUCAUGAUAUCAAUUAAAUAUUAUUUUUAACAAAAAUAACUUAUUUAUUAUUUUAACUAAAUGUUAUGUGAUACUGUUAUUAAUUCGUAAGACAAUUACUGGCAUCAAAGCUCCAUAAAUUUAUAUGAAGAUGGAUGACACUAAAGAAAUAUCUGAAGUCUGUACUGUCACUAAAGUAAUUCCUCCGAAGCCGAAAAAAUUAGUCCAAGCACGGUUACCAUUUCAAAUAUUGUCCUCACCGGAUACUCCAAACAGUUUUAAAUCAAACAAUAAAAAGCGUAAAUUGUCAUCACCAUCACCCAGUAACUGCAAAUCUGACAAAGGGCCAAAAAUAGCAAGAAAAGAAAACACGGUAUCAAAGGUCAGUGACUUUGAAACUGAUGACAAGAAUAAUAAACACAAUGACACUGCCGAAGUUAUUGAUCUUGAUGAUCUUGAUGAUACUGACACCGUUAUCAAUCCUAAAAAACGCGGUGACGAUGACAGAGGUGUCAUGAAACCAAACACUUUGCUGAAGUAUCUACAGAAAUCAUCAGAAGUUACUUCCAAAGACAGUGCAGAGUCUGAUAAACCUGAAAAACGGGUAAGACUGGAUCCAGAAGCUGUCGUUGUGCUCAAUAGGUGCGAUGAUGCCGUGAAAGAUAAAGACACUGGUGAUAAUGAAUCAGCUGAUGAAGUUGGAGUGGAAUUGCCAGCGGAAGAGGAGAAGGAAGCGAAGGAAGAGGAUUCGAGUGCUGAUGUGAUGGACAUCUCGACAGCUGAUGAUGAACCGGGUUCGUGUUCAAAUAAAGACAAAGAAGCUGAUGAUAAAUCGAUUGAUACUCUGGAUAACAGUGAUACCGAGUCGGAGACAACGACCUCCGAGGAUGAGGAUGACAAGAAAUCAGAUGAUGAUAAGAAAUCGGAUGAUGAAGACGAUAAGAAGGACUCGGAAAAAGGCAACAGGACGCCGACGAAUAAAUCUACUGAGCAAUUGGCCAAAAAACGCAAGGCUUUGACCCCGAAGCAGUUGUUCAGAAAAAUGGAGAGCGAAAAGAAGCGCGAGGAGAGAGAAAAGUUGAAAGCUGAGAAAAAGAAAGAGAGGAAUGAGGCGAGAAUGCUGAGGCGUGAGAAGAAAGAAGCUGAGAAAGAGUUGAAGAGGAAGGAGAAAGAGCAGAAGGAGUUGAAGAAGCAGAUGGAGAUCGAGCAGAAGCAGAAAGAAAAGGAACGGAAGGAAAAAGCCAAGGAGGAGGACAAGCGCAAGCGGGAGGAAGCUAAGGAAGAGGAGAAACGUAAGAAGGAGGAAGAGAAGUUGGAAGCUGAGCGCAAGAAACAAAAAGCUGCGUCGACGUUCGCCAGCUUUUUCGUUGCCAAGAAACAGGAGGCGAAGUCCACAGUCGAGGAAACUGAUGUCGGCGCUUGUAAUUUUGAGCCUUUUGAAGUGAAAGCUUACAUGAAAGUCGCUCCUAUUUCUCGGAGGACUCUGACCGAUGAUGAGAAAUCGUUUUUUGACAAACUGGAGGAUCCCACGAUAGAGAAACUGUAUUUACAUGAAAUAAAAAGUGAUAGAACUAAAAUACGCAGAUCCGGUAAAACUUGGCCCUUUGAAGCCAGAGAUGAUGUCACUAUUCUUGAGGAAGAUGACGAUAAUUUAAAUUGCAUUGAUGAAGUUCCUCCGGUCGAAAAGCACCGGAUAAAAUUACUUUUCUUCAGCGAAAACCGUCGGCCGCCUUAUUGGGGUACUUGGAGAAAAAAAAGCAACUCGGUAACUCCCCGGCGACCAUUCGCCAAAGACUCGUGCUUCGAUUAUGAAGUGGAUUCGGAUGACGAAUGGGAAGAAGAGGAACCGGGUGAAUCGCUGCGCGGUUCUGAUGACGAGAAGGAAGAAGACCCUGAUGACAAUGAGUACGAUGUCGACAAUGAGUUUAUGGUACCCCAUGGAUACUUGUCCGACGAAGAAGCUAAAGCCGACGGCGAAGAAGAAGAACACAUGUCUGAGGAGUCACAGAAAUUUAAACUAAAAAUUCUCGGUGAGCGAUUCGAGGAAGAAAGGAGUGAAAAAACUUCUAAAAUAAAACCUCGAGUCAUUGGUUGUAUUUGGCUGGGUCCUCUUAAUUCUUAUCCUGAAAACACUCCACCGAAGCUGGUUAAUUUUUUAACUGCGCGGCAAAUAUGGGUGCGGGAAACUCCAGUUAUUUUACAGAGCACCGCAGAAGCAGAGCUGUCUGAUGACUGCGACGAGUCGGUGUCAAAUAAAAAGUCCAGCUCAGCUGGUGCCAAGAAGACGUCAGUACCGGAAGACGCUCUGCCGGACCUGAUUCGUCUUAUACACGGGAACGUUAACGCUCGCGUUUUCUUGAUAAAAGAAUUUAUCACAUACUGGAACCGAAAGUAUCCGAACGAUGAGCGACGUCUGUCGAAAAUCUCCGUCGGCAAGAAGAUCCGGGAGUUGGCUAAACGGAUGUCUUGCCCAGAAGAGGGUCCGAUGCACUUGAAGACUUGCUGGUACGUUCCUGAAAACACGAGGAAAAAAUAUCUCACUGAAGAAUUGACGAUCCCGAACACCUGGAAGUAUAUUUUGACACCCAAACGUAAGAAAGUUAAUGAAGCGGCCGAGCAGUCUGAUAAAAUCGAUAAGGAUUUAGAUCGUGAGAAGGAUAAGGACAAGGACAAGGACAAGGAUAAAGAUAAAGAUAAAGAUAAAGAUAAAGACAAAGAGAAGGAGAAGAAGAGUACUCCCUUGAUUACCCAGUUUACCAAGAAAAUAACUCAGGAGGAGAUGAAGAGGCAACUGUCUGCGAAGCCUGUGCCGAGUCCGAAGCCUUCGGUUGCUCCUCCGACGAACAAACCACCAAAGAGGGUGGCUCUGAUUUCCGUCGCAAGGGGCGAGCAGUUUCCCAAGGCUUCUUCUUCAUCUUCAUCUCCAUCUCCAUCUUCCAUCAUCACCGCUUUCUCUAAAGUAAACGCUAGAGCGACUCUUCCAGCAGCUUCACAAGCCGGUUGCGCUGACAAGCCCAUCACCAUCGACGACUCAUCUCAGAGUCCCAGGAAAAGUGAAUCAGCGCCGAGUCAACCCAGCGAAACUGCUAAAGUCUCGAGUAAUCUCAGUACUGCUGAUAAAAAUAGCAAAACAGAUGAUAAAAAUGAUGAUGUUGCGAUCGUUAGCGUUGUCGAUGAUGCGAAAGAGUAAACUCCCGUCUUCGGUAUAAUAAUAGUCUCAGUUGUAUAAAAAAUUAGAAUUGUUGAAUGCCGUGCCGUGAGUUGAGAUCUAAGCGAAACUUUUGAAUCUUAACACGUUGCGUGUGAGACUGCAAUAGAAACCGAUGACUCGUUCCUUGCCACUGCUACCACUACUUCUACUACUACUACUACUACUACUACUACUACUACUACUACUUAGUUUAUACUAUUUGCUACUAUUACUUCUGCAUUUGGCAUAACAACUGCAGCAUACUGUGGCAUUGGUGGGAAUCAAUGCGAUUAUUAUCGUACACGAUAAUCGAGUAAUAAAUCGAGGCGCGACGCGGUGCGCGGGGCCGACAAUCAAAGGGAGGGGGAAGCAAAAUCAAAGAUAAAGAUAAAGGCAAAAGCAGUCUCGCCCUUUCUCAUGGCUAUGGCUUUUACACUCGUUCUUCCUUUUCAACAAUCCUGUGAGAUUGAUACUCUGGUGCGUUUUCUCCGACCUCACCACUAAGCCUUUUUUUAUAUCGCUUUUAUUAUCCGCUUAUUAAAUACCGUUGAAAUUAUUUUAUUAAUAUUAUUCAGUAGUAUAAUAUAGUAACGAAUAAGUUUUUAUAAAUAUAUAAAUAUAAAUUUUGAUAUCCGACAGUGCCUCGAUUUUUCGUUACGUCUAUUUUGAUAAUUUAUUAAUAAGUAUCUACAAAUUAUGAAUUAUAUAUAUGAAAAGUAUCUUAAUUGUUGAACAACAAAAUAAAUUUUUAU